UCUGCCACAGUGGAGAUUGUCCUUUUCUUUGGUUGCAUAGUAGGCUACAGUCUAUGCGUAAAAGGGUACCAUUUUGGUGCCAUCAAUUACUUGAUUGUCUGUAUGGUACCCUCGUCUGCUGACUGAGGAAGAGAGUGAUUAACAGCUAGAACUAUUCACUGCAGGAAACUUUCGAAGAAAGCCAAGUCGAGCAUUUUCGGGUCGUCGGUCCCUCCCUAGUCCACUUACUGGGGGCGGGUAAAACUUCCAGUCAACCCGGAACUACGAAAACAAUCAAUUACACGCAGAACUUGAAAAUAUAUUCCAUUGUAAAUAAUAGUUUUCGAUCGCUGCUUAGUCUACGUUAAGAUCGUUUUCGAUACACCACAUUGUAUGAAUCUGUCUGGACUUAACAACAUACUUCUUCGGGAAAAAAGUUUGAACAGGUAGGUUUGGGAAAACGAGGCUAGCCUACCCGAAAUACCAACGUGAGACAACUAGAGUUCGAGACUUGUCCAACCUACGCUUCCCAUAUCUCGGGAAGGCAUAGAACAUUUCCCCCCCAAAUCUUCUCAGAACAUCCGUUCACUGUCAUUCUGUUAACUGUAGACUUGCUGUUUAUAGUUAUGUUUUGUCGGUCAUUUGUCCGAGGCUUGCCCCGAAGUGCUGUACGGCUUACUUUUCCAUGCGUUUUUCUAUGUAUGACGCAAAUCUUUAGUUAGCCAGAUGGAUUUCAUAAUGUCUGAUGAAACAACAAACGGUCGAUUGUAAAUAUCUGGGGCACGCUGCCUUAUUCCAUAAGUUGCAGACGCAGUAAAGAGAACAUUUAGGCCACUGUCGAGUCCCCCUCCACCAGGUGUAGGCCAAAUCUGGGAUCGAUCCAGAAGACUGGAUGUAGCUGCCUGUGUCCAAAAAGGAAAAUCAUUGUUUGCGCAAGACGCCGAUGCAGCAGGAUUAAGUGUUGUUCCUUCGCAUAUUCUCGAAGAAAUAACAUGGCAGCAACGUUGACAUCAAGUUGCAUAUGACUGCUGCUAUGUAUUCACCUCUACUGCUGAUUUGGUGAAGGAGUGUCUAUCGCGCUGGUGGAUUAGACAGUCAAGCCUCAGUUGAAAGUCAAAGAACAGGAUCAUUGACGACGUCAGGAUGCCGCAGCAAAAGGACAUUGUGAAGAUCGCUAUUCAGAUGCCAGGGGCCUACCCCCAGCUCAUACAGCUGGACCAGAAAAAGCCCCUGAGCGCGGUCAUAAAGGAAGUCUGUGAUAGGUGGAAUCUCCAGGGCCCGGACAACUAUGCCCUACAGUAUGCAGACGGUGUCCAGACGUACAUCACAGAGUCUAAUCGUCUGGACAUCAAGAAUGGCAGCAUUCUACGGUUGACCAAAGCACCUGGUCGCUGUGCUGAGGACCUGUUUAAGGGCAUCCAGAGCUCGGACUCGGGUGUGCGCUGUGACUCUCUAAAGCAGCUGGCCUCCCUCUCCACUGACGUCACCUUCGCCCAGGAGUUCAUCAACCGCAACGGCCACACGCUACUGGUCAAGAUCGUAGAAGACUCCAAUGAGUCUCCUCUUAUACUGACUCACACGUUGAUGGGCUUCAUGGAGCUGAUGGACCACGGCAUUGUCUCUUGGGAGAAUCUCUCCAUCGUCUUCAUAAAGAAGAUUGCCAGCUUUGUGAACGCCAAGACAAUGGACGCCUCCAUCCAGCAGGUGUCGCUGGCGAUCCUGGAGAGCAUGGUGCAGAGCAGCAGCAGCCUGUUCCAGCACGUCAUGCAGGAGGUCACUGUGGAGAGGCUCAUCACGCACCUGCAGGUGACGAACCAGCAGAUCCAGACCAAAGCCAUGGCCCUGCUGAUGGCACUACUACAGACAGCAGGGGAUGAAGAUAGACAGACGCUCUUUGAUUUCCUCUCGAUGAGAAACCUUCGUCAGUAUAUUUACAAGAACAUCAUCCACUGCUCUGGGACGGUGGGGGAUGAGAUGGCCCAUUACCUGUAUGUGCUGCAGUCCCUCUCUCUCAACCAGCUGGAGGCCAGGAUGAGGACGCCCCUCGACUCAUACAGCCAGGAUCAGAGAGACGUUCUGCACAACUUGCGGCAGGCGGCGUUUGAAACCGAGAGCGAGAGCGGUUUGAGUAACGAGAGGCGACGAUCUCUAUGUGCCAAGGAGUUCAAGAAGUUGGGAUUUUCUAAUAACAGUAAUCCAGGACAGGACUUGAACCGCACACCACCAGGUCUCCUGGCUCUGGACACCAUGGCCUACUUUGCCAACCGCUAUCCUGAUGCCUUCAGCAGGUUUGUUCUGGAGAACAGUAGCCGAGAAGACAAGCACGAGUGUCCCUUCGCCCGCAGUAGCAUUCAACUCACUCUAAUCCUCUGUGAGAUCUUGCGCAUCGGAGAACCACCGUCGGAGACGGGCUCGCACUACCACCCCAUCUUCUUCUCGCAGGACCGCAUGCUGGACGAGCUCUUCUGCAUCUGCAUCCAGCUGCUCAACAAGACCUGGAAGGAGAUGAGGGCCACCCAGGAGGACUUUGACAAGGUAAUGCAAGUAGUUCGGGAGCAGAUCACCAGGACUCUGUCGAGUAAGCCCACCUCCCUGGAGCUCUUCAAGAACAAGGUGAACGCCCUCAACUACAGCGAGAUCCUGAAACUGCGCCAGACAGAGAGACUUCACCAGGAGGAGACCCUCGCUCCCCCUGUCCUUGAACUAAAGGAGCGUUUGAAGCCGGAGCUCUUGGAGCUAAUUCGCCAGCAGCGGUUAAAUCGCCUGUGCAACGGCACACUCUUCCGCAAAAUCAGCAGCCGUCGGAGACAGGACAAGCUGUGGUACUGUCGCCUGUCGCCCAAUCACAAGAUGCUUCACUAUGGCGACGUGGAUGAGGAGGCCGAGACUCCCUCCAUUGAGGCCCUUCAGGAGAAGAUUCCUGUGGCCGAUAUCAAAGCUCUACUAACAGGGAAGGACUGCCCUCACAUGAAGGAGAACAAGGGCAAACAAACAAAGGAGGUGCUGGACCUUGCUUUCAGUAUAAUGUAUGAUGUGGAGGAAUACAGCCUCAACUUCAUCGCCUCAUCCAGAACAGAUUUCUGCCUGUGGACGGACGGUCUGAGCGUGCUCCUGGGCCGGGACAUGAGUAGCGAGUGCAUGCGCAGCGAGCUGGAGAUCCUUCUCUCCAUGGAAAUCAAGCUCCGCCUCCUAGACCUGGAGAACGUCCCCAUUCCCGACCGGGCCCCCGCCGUGCCCGCGCCCCCCAGCAACUUCAACUUCUGCUACGACUUCAGCCAGGCCGAGCAGUAAGCCUCAUGCAGAGGUGCGUGCGUGCCUGUGGGUUGCAAAUCAAUAUCCCUCCUACAGUUGUUUCCUGCAGCCUUGUGCCUCGAGGCUUGACGUCCCGAAGGACACGUGACAAGGUGAGAGGAAGAGGCUGGAGGCGGGUGGAGGGAUGCUGUUGGAAGUGGACCUACCUGUGGUACUUAAUACCUCCAUCCUCCCUCGACUCCGUCUUUGUUUCCUCCGUGGGAGGAGGGACGACACCAAGGCCCAAGGCCAAAUGAUAAUGACCAGAGGAAACAACCGAAGGAGAGAUAUUGAAAUGCAAGAAGAAGUCUUGAGAGGAAGGAAGCAGAAUCCCUAGUACUUAAAUAGUGCCUCACAAGCAACAGAGGACAACCAACAGUGACUCUGUUGUGCGUAAGUAGAGAGACAGAUCCUUCAAGACACACUGCUUUGGAGUGAUGCUUUCAGAGAUGAGUUGAUCCGCACACGGAUGUGAACAUGCUUGGCAGGAUGUCACUUACUUCACAUUGCCGUGGUAGCUUGAACAAGAGGCAAUUAUUUUUUGAAAGCUUUAGAUUUGGCCGUUUUUUUCUUGUUUGCUUGUUCAUCUGUUCAAAUCAUUUCCUCUCUAUAUCACACAUGUCCAUGUGGUGUUGAUUACUCAUUGUGCACUGUGCCAAACCUUUUUGUUUUCAUUUCUGAUUUCUGUCUCCCUUUUCUCUUAAUUUGUUUAUGACACUCAAGUGACUCUUAACAGUGAUGCAGCUCUUGGCUGGCCAGUUUUUAACAGGUAUUCUUGUUAAGAGAAAGUGGUACUAAACCUUUCGCAUUUUAACAUGAAAAUCAAAUAAAUAAUAUAUAUAUAUAUAUAUCAUAUGAUUUAUAUCGCGGUUACUUCAGUGACAAUAGUGGUAGUCACAAAUACAGUACACCAGAAUCAGUGCUGAACUGAGUACGUACUAAGCACUUGUGGCCAGUAGCUGCUGAACAGGGAUUGGUAGAUCGUUAGUUACCGGAAUUUCUGGGAUGGAGUUUUGAGUAACUAAUGUGUACCCCCACCUUAUUAUCCACUUUUACGAGGGCGGUGCCAUUAUUACUUGGGUAGCAGUGGCUAGUGCUAAAUCAUUCAGAAGGGCUAUUGACAGUGAGUAAAAAGGUGGAUAGGUUGCAAUAACUCUUCAUACCAUGAUGUACCGUACAGCUCUGGGAAAAUAAAAAUGUCAUCACUUUAAUUUAGGGUUUGCUGUUGGUAGGUGUCUCAAGGACACCCAGGCAUUGAAACGAUGACAUAACAACAAAAAUGAUGGCUGUUGUUGAACUGUUUAAGCUGUGGGAAAUGUGCCAUGGCCUAGACCGCUCACCUUGAGUUUGCUCUCUGCUUCCCUGCUUUCCUCAAAGGUCCUAGAAACUAAAGAUGAAAGAAAUCCCCAGUAUUAGCAUAAUUGAUCAUUAGAGAUACAGCAUAUUUCAUGCAUAUUUAGAUACUAAGAUCCUGUAUUUACAUGACACUUUGGAAAUCAAAGAUUAUCAAUAUGUAAAAAAAAAAUAGGUACAGAAUGUAUUUUGCCUUUUAUGUAACUAUGAAUUAAUGUUCAAGAUAUUUGUAUGGUAUCUAUAUGAGAUGUAUUCUGUACAGCCAUUUAUUUCAGAAACCAGCAUUGGGGUUACAUGGAAAUCUUUGAUUUUAUUUUAUCUUCAUGAGCACGACUUUGGAGAGAACCUUGCGCUGUACACAGGCAUACUUUUGGUGCCUCUUACCACGGCUAGAAAAAAACUUCUAAUAUUAUUCUUCUUGGA
Engraulis encrasicolus (European anchovy) is the source of this 5046-nucleotide messenger RNA. It is a transcript of the gene elmo3, whose product is annotated as engulfment and cell motility 3. The transcript has 22 exons. Lineage: Eukaryota; Metazoa; Chordata; Actinopteri; Clupeiformes; Engraulidae. The record is from RefSeq and is a predicted model, not a curated record. Bases 1123 to 3270 code for a protein of 715 amino acids. Gene Ontology annotation, biological process: cell motility; actin filament organization.